Molecule: messenger RNA, 1320 nt
Organism: Haliotis rubra (blacklip abalone)
Lineage: Eukaryota; Metazoa; Mollusca; Gastropoda; Lepetellida; Haliotidae
Product: cell wall protein DAN4-like
Exons: 7
Coding region: 14-1267 (417 amino acids)
Source: RefSeq, a predicted model, not a curated record
CACACACAGCAGAAUGAAUUUCCUCUCCAUACUUGUCUGCCUGUCACUGGCAGUGUUGGUGAGUUCUGAAGUGCUGUCUUCGAAAUAUAAGAAAAGGAUUUAUGGAAAAGCUUUAAAAGCUGAAGAAACAGCGUUGACGCAGCGACAUUUCAGACCCGUAUUCAACUACAUCGACUCUUCCGGUGACUGUUGCAGAACCCGUAACACCAACUGUGGAUGGGCUCAAAGACGUAUUUCUUACAGAGAAAGUAGGCAAUACAGAAGCAGAGGAUGCUUCUACUAUAGGCCACAGCAAUCUUUAGUCUACUGUGGAUGUGUAGGACAACAACUAUGUUCCGCAACAACUGCUACCGCUACAACCACUACUACAACCGCAACUACGACAACUACAACGACCCCUCCCACCACCACCACCACUACCACUACCACAGCUCCAACAACAACUACAACAACAACAACAACAACUACAACAGUCACAACGACGACAACAACUACAACGCCAACAACAACGACCACCGCCACAACACGAUUUUGUCCUGCUGAGGCAUCUACCACGCCAACCUCCGUCACCAGGUUACUGAACGGCAUCGCCAUCUCCGGCUGCGGUGAGUUCCCAGGACUUGUUGCCAUCCAAACUGCUGCAGGAACUGUAUGUACUGGAGUCAUCACAGGCCCCAAUACCCUGUCUGUACCAAGCAACUGUGCUGUUUUCGUAAACAACGCAGAUGUUGUGGCUCAGGACGGAACCGUUGUCGCAACAGGCAUCACAGCAACCCCCGGCAGUAUUGGUGGUCCAGUAGAAGUGACCUUACCAACAGCUGUAGCAUCUGAUAGCUGCCCCGGCAUCGCCUGCGUCUACUCAAGCACCAUGGCCAACGACAUCCUCCUUGAUACCUGCAAGGUUGCUGCAGCCGGAUAUGCUGAUAAUACCGGAACUACAACUCCUAACUUCGAGUAUCUGGAUAUCCCGUCUCUCCAGCCAACCGACACCUGCCAAGCAAAUCUUGAGGGCACCACCACAGCCUCUUUCUUUGAUUUCACGAACUCUGCCAUCACCUACAACUGCUUCUUCAGUGCUGGUGGUUCCACAUGCGCCGGCGACUUCGGCGGACCAAUUCAGUGUGACCUGACUUCCGGAGAACAGGUGGUGAUUGGGCAGGUAGAGAAUGGCGACUGUACAGCUGGCUCUGCUGUAGGGUUCUACAACCUCGAGACAGCGAGUGUCCGUGCGCUGGCCGUAGGCAUUGACCAAGUCCAGCUGGGAUAACCAUAUCGUAUCAACUGGUCUCUUGUUCCUUGAAGAAUAAACGUUUGAACAUU